AUGGUGCCGGAAACCCAGCUGUACCCAGAUACCGCCAGCACGCCUGCAGUUCCUGUUUGCGCCACCAAUACUGCGCCUGUUAAUAAUACUACCAUUGCCACCCAAACCACCGCCAGCUUAGCCUGGAAUGCAGUGCCCACCGCCACCGCGUACGAUGUGUAUUUAUGGACAGGUGCCACGGCGCCGGUUACCCCAACGGCUGCAAAUGUAGCCGCUACCAGCUACAACGCCGCCGCAUUAACGGCUGCUACCAACUACAGCUGGUAUGUGGUGCCGAAAAAUGCCGCCGGUUCCGCUACAGGUUGCAGCACCAGCAACAAAACCAGUUUUACCACUGCGGCGGCUGCUACCGGCGGUGCCGGUACCGGCUUGCAGGGUGCUUAUUUUAACAAUAUAACGUUAACGGGUAGCCCAGUAGUAACCCGCACAGAUACAACUGUUAAUUUUGACUAUAUUUAUACGGCUGCUGCACCCGGUGUAAACCUGGAAAACUAUUCAGUGCGCUGGACAGGACAGGUAAAAGCGGUAUACUCUCAAACCUAUACCUUCUACGCAGUUACAGAUGACGGUGUAAGGCUUUGGGUAAAUGGCGUUCAGCUGAUUAAUAAUUGGGUGAACCAGGGCGCUACCGAGAAGAGCGGCAGUAUUGCACUGGUUGCCGGCCAGCGGUAUGAUAUUGUUAUGGAGUAUUACCAGGGCACCGGUUACGCAUCGUCAAAACUCUACUGGUCAAGUGCCAGUACGCCAAAGGCAAUUAUACCCAAACUGCAGCUGUUCCCGCCCGGAUAUGUAGAUCCAACUGCACCAUUGUGUACUACUAAUAGUUUGCCCGCCAAUGGAGCCACCGUGGCACUGGCAACAUCCGCCAGCCUCAGCUGGAAUGCAGCAGCAUCAGCUACCGCCUAUGAUUUGUAUAUCUGGACAGGCGCUACUGCACCCGUUACACCCACAGUUGCCAAUAUUGCAGCAACCAAUUACAAUGCCACCGGGUUAACAGCUGCCACAAACUAUAAUUGGUACGUGGUGCCCAAGAAUGCCACAGGCAGUGCCACCGGUUGCAGCAGCAGUAAAACCACGUUUGUAACAGCAGCGGCAUCCGUUCCCUCCUGUACCGCCAAUUCCGCGCCUGCUAAUGGCAGCACCGUUGCCGCCACCAAUAUUGCAACCCUUACAUGGACCGCUGCAGCCACGGCCACUUCUUAUGAUGUGUAUGUACCAAUAAAUGGACUUUUACCACAGCAGGUGCCAGUACCGGCACCGGGUUACAGGGUGCUUACUUCAACAAUAUAA
Ostertagia ostertagi is the source of this 1290-nucleotide messenger RNA. The record is from the annotation of a GenBank genome assembly. NCBI's taxonomy places the organism in Eukaryota, Metazoa, Nematoda, Chromadorea, Rhabditida, Trichostrongylidae.